GACAGGCAUGCGCAAAUGGUGUCAACAAAAGUUUUAAUUGAACGAGAUUUAAUUUGGAAGUAGACCUAGAGAGAUUGAGCUCUCAAGAUCUAUUAAUUAGUUAUUCUAAAUAUGAAUGUCACAAUAAACUAGGUUCUUGUUCUUGAUAUAGACCUAUGCAGCAUAAUCUAAAAAUGGAUUUCGGACUAGAUUCAACAUAGACAUAGAGGUCUAGGUUCUAGAUUAAUUUAUCAUGGAUUCUUUCAAGAACACUAUAGGAAAAGUUAUUGACUUUACAAAGGUUUCCAGCAUGACUACACUAGAAACAGCGUUAAAGAAAUCUAUGUCCGACAUGGGCAGAAGAACAGAACAUCGUUUGUCCGAGGCAACAGCAUCAACAGAUGACAAGGUCAGUUUAGCUGAGUUUGAAAAGAGUUACAUGCACAAAAUGAAUGCAGACGCUCUAAGCCUGUAUCAGGAGGAUCUCAAAUGCAAUGCUGAGUCUAUCCAUGGUGUUGUUAAAAAAACAGUGGACAGUAACAUUACACAGGAUAUGGAUAGAAAGAAAACAGGAUCUAAAGCCAAUUUGGGAACAUUUUUUGGAGUGUUCUUGCCCUGCUGUCAGAACAUUGUUGGAGUUAUCUACUUUGUACGCAUGCCUUGGAUUAUUGGAUGUGCUGGAGUGCUGGAAGGCUCAGCUAUUGUCCUGAUCUGCUGCGGAAUGAGUAUUUGCACGGCAUUGUCCAUGAGUGCCAUAGCAACCAAUGGAAGGGUAACAGCUGGGGGAACAUACUUCAUGAUAUCUCGGUCACUUGGUCCUGCCUUUGGUGGUUCCCUAGGAGUUCUCUUCUUUAUGGGAACAUCAAUCUCAGUGGCCAUGUAUUAUCUAGGAACCAUUGAAACACUGCUAACCUACAUUGCUCCGAAAAUUGCAAUAUUUGGUGUAAGUCCAGAAGAUCCUAAACGCUAUCAUGAUUACAGACUGUUUGGCUCUUGCCUGUUAAUCAUCAUGACUACUGUUGUCUUCCUGGGAGUCAAAAUUGUCUCCAGGCUGGCCUUCUGUGCUAUCAUAUUUUUAUUUGCCGCUUUGCUCAGCAUUUUCCUUGGCUUUAUAAUGGCCUCACCAGAAACCAGUGCAAGAAUAUGUGUUUUGGGUGAUCAUGUGAUAAAAUUUGAGUUGGUCCAUCCAAAUAAUACUUGGGAAUGCCAUAAAAACAAAACAGGACCACUUUACGAUGCCUACUGCAAAAAGAUCAAUGGUACAGAUGUGUGUGAAGAGUAUUUUGUAAAGAAUGAAGCUCAACUUCUACCUGGAAUUCCAGGAUUUCGCAAAGACAUUUUUAUCGACGCCAUCUACAAUCACUACACGGAGAUUGGUAACAUUCCAGGGACAAAAACACCAGCCAAGCAUGAGAGAGAAAUCGUCAGUGAUAUCACAACUAGUUUUGUUGUACUCAUUGGCAUUUACUUCCCUUCUAUCACAGGAGUGGAGUCUGGGUCUAACUACUCUGGAGAUCUGCGUGACGCCCAGAUUUCAAUCCCAAGAGGCACUAUUGCUGCAGCGUUUGUCACUUCAUUUAUGUAUUUCUCUUCUGUAAUAUUAAUGAGUGGAAGUGUUGAAGGGAAACUACUCCGUGAUAAAUAUGGGGAAAGUAUUAGUAUUAAUGGUGAGCUGGUGUUGUCUCUGAUGGCCUUCCCUUCCAAAUGGGUUGUUUUAGUUGGAACAUUGACUGCUACCAUUGGUGCUGGACUUCAAGCUCUUGCUGGAGGACCCAGACUACUGCAAGCUAUUGCUGAUGAUAACAUUAUACCUCAUCUGAGCUUUUUUGCUCAGAAAUGGCGGGGUGAGCCAGUGCGCUGUCUGAUAGUGACAUUCUUUAUAGCAGAGAUGGGAAUACUUAUCGCCUUCCUGGACUAUGUGGCUCCAAUAGUUACCAUGUUUUUCUUAAUGUGCUAUGGUUUUAUCAACUUUGCUGUGACACUUCAGUCACUGUUGGAUACUCCCCACUGGCGACCCAGCUUCAGGUAUUAUCACUGGAGCUUGACUUUGUUUGGCACAUGCCUGUGUUUGGCCACAAUGUUCAUCUGUAGUUGGAAGUAUGCCAUAAUAGCCUUGGUCAUCGCUGCACUGAUGUAUCAAUACAUGGAAUAUAAAGGAGCUGAGAAGGAAUGGGGGGAUGGAAUGACGGGCUUAAAUAUGUCUGGGGCACUGUAUGCACUCAUGCGACUGAAACAAGACUACAAACACAUAAAGAACUGGAGGCCUCAAGUUUUAGUACUACUUAAGAUGAGCGACAUCAAUUUUUUUCAGUCAGCAUUCAAUGAUGAUGACCUUUACCUUGUCACCUUGGCAGAUAUGUUGAAAGCAGGUAAAGGCUUAUCAAUGUUUGGCACUGUCAUUCAAGGACAUAUGGAUGAAAUGCAGGAUGAAAAAGAAAUGAUUAGAAAUGCCUAUGCCAGAUGCUUAGAAAAUGCUGGUGUGAAAGGAUUCAUAGAAGUUGUUAUCCAUCCAAACGUGGUGGAUGGACUCAGUUGCAUGAUACAGUCUGCUGGCCUAGGUGCACUCAGGCCAAACACGGUUUUAAUUGGCUGGCCCGUUGAGUGGACGGAAAACAGAAACAUGGCUUCCUACAAUGUAUUUUUAGAUACUAUGAGGACGGUGAGUCUGUGUAAGGAUGCUUUGAUUAUACUAAAAGCUAAAUCCUUUCCUUGUAAAGGUAUGAAGUGUAAAGGAACUAUUGACAUUUGGUGGAUAGUAAAUGAUGGGGGAAUGUUGCUACUGAUUGGUCACUUGCUAAAACGUCACAAAAUUUGGAGUAGGUGUCAACUCAGGUUAUUCACAGUAGCAGGGAAAGACGACAAUGUAGUGCAAAUAAAAAAAGAUCUUAUCACUUAUUUAUACCAGCUACGAAUAGAUGCUAUUGUAGAAGUUGUCCGUAUGGAUGAAAAUGACAUGUCAGCUUAUGUCUAUGAACGAGCAAUGAAACUAGAAGAGAAAACAAAGUUGUUGAUUGUUUUAGCCAAGAGAAACAGAUUGAUGUCCACUUCAACAGGUAGACGGAACACAAUGAUGGGUCGAGAAGUUCAGUUGGUGCUAGAGAAUGCUCGCAUGAGUAGAAAUGACAUAUCUUCAUCUAUAGAUGCUUACUCAAAGAAAGAAAGUAUCUAUCCAAGCCCUGAUGAAAUCAAAAUUAUGAACAAUGCCUUGACCUUGAAUGCCACAAUAAGACAACAAUCCUCCGAUGCAGAGCUAGUGAUUUUAAAUCUGCCCAGUGUCCCAAUAUCACGCAAAGGUCAAGCAAAUUAUAUGACCUUUCUAGAAGAACUGACAGACGGUCUGUCUAGAAUGUUACUAGUGCGCGGUACUGGCAGUGAGGUGAUCACAGUGUACAACUGACCACAUGUCCCUGAGUCGAUAAAUAGUUUCAUUAUUUUUUUUUUAACUUGACCUGCAUGUUGACACAGCUAGUACAAUGAAUUAAAGGCAUGACAGAUUUCAAAAUAAUCUUUUUUUUUUUUGUACUGGAAUGAAAUAUUUAGAAUUUUUCUCGAUCGAAAUUUUAAUUAAGACAUUUUUUUUUUUGAACUUUCUAUUUGUUUUCUUGAGUGGGUUUAUUUGUUUGGAGUUUCGAAGAUGAAAGAGAAAUCUCAUUUGAUUGAGUGAAUGUCAAGGAAGCAGUGCAGUCAUAUUUGUUGAUAUUGUUUCUGUAGUCAUACAGUUUGGAACCAAUGAGAAAACAAUAAAUGAUUUUAUAAAUAAAUAUAUUUAUUUAACA
Messenger RNA from Biomphalaria glabrata, 3755 nucleotides. Its product is annotated as solute carrier family 12 member 5-like. Gene Ontology annotation, molecular function: potassium:chloride symporter activity. Bases 233 to 3376 code for a protein of 1047 amino acids. Gene Ontology annotation, cellular component: membrane. Gene Ontology annotation, biological process: potassium ion import across plasma membrane; cell volume homeostasis; chloride transmembrane transport. NCBI's taxonomy places the organism in Eukaryota, Metazoa, Mollusca, Gastropoda, Planorbidae. The record is from RefSeq and is a predicted model, not a curated record. The transcript is spliced from 27 exons.